AUGGCAGUCUACAAUUCGUCAUCCGAUGACAUCCAAAUUAUAGGAGAGAGAAAAGUAGAGAGUUAUAUUGAUAGAAGAUUUGAAACCCUCCAGUAUAAUAAACCGGUUAAGGUUGUUCUUUCCACUGCAGGUUACAUUUACCCGCGGCCUGGUUUCUCGGAGGACCAUCUAGAGCCGCAAGCUCUUACCGCACCUAUCCAAUAUACUGAGGAGGAGAGGUCGGCGUUUCCAUACCUGUUCGACAACAACGACAGCUAUGAAUUAUACGCCAACGCUUUCUCCCGCUUGGGGUUAAAGAAUCCAGCAGAAGAUAUCUCAAGUCGUCGAGACUGGGACGCUGUAAUAGCUUCUCGUAGCUUAAAUUUAAGAGCAAAAAUCUGUAUCAAUGGCCUAGAGUGGGCCGAAGAAGAUAGAUGGCUCCCACGGUCUGAACUUGAGCAAGGUCUCCGUCUCGCAACAUUGCAUACUGACGUAUGGGUCCCAUUCGGUUCUAGAUUCUGGUCAAGCCCCUGCGAUCAUGGUAGUUUGAAAUGGGAUGGGGAUCAGAGGAAUGACUACUACUCUCACGGCUGGAUGAUUCUUCCAUGCAAUAGCGAGUCAGGAUCUAAUGAGGGCGAACAUUGGCAGUUGGUGAUUUAUUCUAAACAGUCGAAGACUGUAUACUACGGAGACUCAUGCUGCUCCACCAAGACGAAGACGGCUAAUACGAUAGCCAUAAACUUGAGACACUUCCUUAUGAACAAUGGCAUCGAUGAUCCUGGGAUUUUGCAAGCUAUCAUGAUAGCGCUACCAUUACAGAGUGGGAUUUGGCAAUGUGGGUAUAACGUGAUCGAGGCUGCUCGAGCGUUCGUCUACGAGAAUGGACUUGUGAACUGGCACGAUUCACCUUUAUAUAGAGGUAUGUCUAGAGUUGACAGGGACUACGCUCUACUUGAGAAUAUUGAGCGCUGGUCUAGGAUCGGGUAUCGAGAUCAUCAUGACCUAUUCGAUAACUAG
Molecule: messenger RNA, 996 nt
Organism: Daldinia decipiens
Lineage: Eukaryota; Fungi; Ascomycota; Sordariomycetes; Xylariales; Hypoxylaceae
Exons: 1
Coding region: 1-996 (331 amino acids)
Biological process (GO): proteolysis
Molecular function (GO): cysteine-type peptidase activity
Source: RefSeq, a predicted model, not a curated record